CCGUCCAUCCCUAAAGCAAAGGCCAUCUUUGGUUUUCGUGUUUAUGCAGAAAUAGUGUUUUCGGUCGAUUGUUGCUGGUUUUUGUGAAUCUUCGCCAUGUCAGUGGUGAUUGAAACCACGCUAGGCGACCUGACCGUCGACCUGUUCACCAGCGAGCGGCCCAUCGCCUGCUUGAACUUCCUGAAGCUUUGCCGGCUAAAGUACUACAACUUCAAUCUCUUCCACACCGUGCAGCAGGGUUUCAUCGCCCAAACCGGCGAUCCCAGUGGCGCCGGAGACGGCGGCUCCUCCAUUUGGGGGGUGGUGGAGGGCCUGCAAAAGCGCUUUUUCGAGGCGGAGUACCUGCCCAAAAUCCAGCACUCCAGCGCAGGGAUGCUGUCCCUGGUCAGUGCAGGCAAGAAUCUGGUGGGCUCCCAGUUCUUCUUCACGCUGGGCGAGAACCUGACGUCGCUGGAUGGCAGCCACUGCGUCAUCGGUGAGGUGGUGGAGGGCCACGAGGUGCUGCGCAAGCUGAACGACGCCAUUGUGGACGAUGGCUUCCGGCCGUACCAGGACAUACGAAUCACGCACACAGUGGUGCUGGAGGAUCCGUUUCCCAAUCCGCGCGGCCUUCAGGCUCCCAGCCGAUCCCCUUCGCCCAGUGCGGAGCGCCUGCAGAACGGACGCAUUGCAGCCGACGAGGAUAUCGACGACACGGAUGGCAUGACCAUGGAGGAGCUGCAGGAGAUGCUAGCCGAAAGGGAGGCCAAGGCGCGAGCCACAAUCCUCGAGAUAGUCGGUGAUCUUCCGGAUGCGGACAUGGCCCCGCCAGAAAACGUUCUCUUUGUGUGCAAACUCAAUCCUGUCACCACCGACGACGAUCUGGAGAUUAUCUUUAGUCGCUUCGGCGUGGUCAAAGGAUGCGAGGUGAUUCGCGACCGCAAGACAGGCGACUCCCUGCAGUAUGCCUUCGUGGAGUUCGAGGAUCAGAAGUCCUGUGAGGCGGCCUAUUUCAAAAUGGACAAUGUUCUAAUCGACGAUCGUCGCAUCCACGUGGACUUCUCGCAAUCCGUUUCCAAGGUCACCUGGCGGGGCAAGGGACGCGGGAUAGUGGGCGACGAGGGCAGGCUAGACUUUGAUAAUUUGCGGGACAACAAGGAUCGCAGGAAACCCAACAAUAACAAUAGCCGGGGCAGACCGGAGGACCGCAGAGAUCGUAAACGGUCUGAGGAUCCAAGAAACAGGAUGAGCUCUGUGGAGCGGCGAACGGCGAGGGAGCAGCGCCACCAGGAGCAGAAUAAACGACCCGACGAUCGUCACAAUGUGCGUAGGCGCUCGAGAUCCAGGGAGUCAAGGGAUCAAAGACGCUCUAGGUCAAGAAAUCCCGACCAUGGACAAGACAGGGAUAAUCCAGAUCGAAAGCGUUUCAACGAUCGAGAGCGAGGGGAUCGUAAUAUUAGGAGACCUUCAAGGUCUCGGGAUCUGGCACAAAAAAGGAGAUCUAGAUCAAAUGAUCGUGUAAAAAGAAGACGUUCUGGAUCAAGGAAUAGAACCGAAAGAAGAUGCUCUAGGCCUAAAGAUCAAAACGAAAGAAGACGGUCUAGGUCUAAAGAUCUAACAGAGAGAGGGCAACCUCAAUUCAAAGAUCGCAAUGAACGCAGGCGGGUCAACUCGCCCCAUGACAGAAGGCGCAACGAAAAUGGCGGUGGCAUGUAUAGAGAAACAGUCAGAAACCAAGGCAGAUCACCAGAGCGAAGACCGCAAUCCAGGAAUCGCGAUGAACAUGGACGGAAUAGAAAUUCAAGUCGAAACCAGAGUCCCAAGGGAAAGCGCAAACUUUCAGGGUCUGUGGAAAAGAGCAAAAAGCAAGCUAAGAGGAAUUCGAAGCGGCCAGCUAGCAGCAGUUCAGACUCCAGCGGAAGUUCAUCGAGCGCAUCGGAAACCACAUCUUCAGAUAGUUCCGCUGAAAGCUCCGGCAGUUCCUCCUCAUCAGAGGAGGAGCGCAGGAAGCGCAACAAGAAGAAGAAAGCAAAGUCGAAGAGCAGUUACAAGUCAAAAAAGAAACAUCAUAAAAAAUAA
Molecule: messenger RNA, 2058 nt
Organism: Drosophila gunungcola (fruit fly)
Lineage: Eukaryota; Metazoa; Arthropoda; Insecta; Diptera; Drosophilidae
Product: peptidyl-prolyl cis-trans isomerase sig-7
Exons: 2
Coding region: 97-2058 (653 amino acids)
Biological process (GO): protein peptidyl-prolyl isomerization
Cellular component (GO): nucleus
Molecular function (GO): RNA binding; peptidyl-prolyl cis-trans isomerase activity
Source: RefSeq, a predicted model, not a curated record